AUGUUAGGCCCCCAGUGCUGUGAAAAUCCACCAACCCUCAGCCCAUCAUGUGGAGCAGGGAGUGUACAAGAAAUUGGAGGACUAAAAUCAUAUGUAAUUGGAUCCCAAGAUUCCAAGGUUGCCAUUCUUCUAAUUGCUGAUGCCUUUGGCUAUGAAGCUCCAAAUUUGAGGAAGCUUGCAGACAAAGUUGCAGCUUCUGGGUUCUUAGUAGUGGUUCCCGAUUUCUAUUAUGGUGAUCCAUACGAUCCUGAUAGACAUGGAUUUGAGCCACACUCAUGGAUGAAUGCUCAUCCCACGGAGAAAGGGUGUGAGGAUGCUAAGGCAGUAGUUUCCGCCUUGAAAAGCAAAGGCGUAUCUGCAGUAGGAGCUGCUGGUUUUUGUUGGGGAGGGAUGACUGUGGUGAAAUUGGCAAAAUUUGAUUGCAUUAAGGCUGCAGUUGUGUUACAUCCUGGUCCAAUAACAGAGGAAGAAAUAAACGAGGUGAAAUGUCCGAUUGCUCUAUUGGGAGCUGAGACCGACCAGUAUACUUCUCCCGAGCACCUAAAACACUUGGGAGAAAUAUUAUCAACAAAAACCAUUGAUAGCUAUGUGAAGAUAUUCCCUGGUGUUGCACAUGGAUGGACAACUCGAUACAAGGAUGAUGAUGAAUUUGCUGUUAAGAGCGCUCAAGAGUCUCACUCCGACAUGCUGAACUGGUUUACCAAACACAUUUGA
Molecule: messenger RNA, 714 nt
Organism: Fraxinus pennsylvanica
Lineage: Eukaryota; Viridiplantae; Streptophyta; Magnoliopsida; Lamiales; Oleaceae
Source: the annotation of a GenBank genome assembly